AAAGGGUCUCACUCUUUUGCCCAGGCUGGGGUGCAGUGGCACUAUAUCGGCUCACUGCAACCUCUGCCUCUGGAACUCAAGUGAUCAUCCCACCUCAGCCUCCCAGGCCUGCCAGACACCUGCGCCGGCCCGCAGCCACCGCGGCAGCUGCCAGCAUGUGUGGCCCAGACAUCCAGACACCGUCUGCCUUCCAGAUCUGCAGGAUCAUGCGGCCAGAUGACGCCAGUGUGGCCCGCAAUGUCUAGGGGUGACCAUCCUGAAGAUGAUCGAGGAGGUGGGCGCCAUCAUCAGCACCUGGCAUUGCAACAGCCAGAACAGGGACCGCUGUGUGGCCACUCUGGCACGGGUCGAGCACACCGACUUCCUGUGGCCCAUGUGCAUCGGUGAGGUGGCCCACAUCAGCGCGGAGAUCACCUACACUUCCAAGCACUCAGUGGAGGUGCAGGUCAACGUGAUGUCCGAAAACAUCCUUACAGGUACCAAAAAGCUGACCAAUAAGGCCACCCUCUGGUAUGUGCCCCUGUCGCUGAAGAACGUGGACAAGGUCCUCCAAGUGCCUCCUGUUGUGUAUUCCCGGCAGGAGCAGGAGGAGGAGGGCCGGAAGCGGUACAAAACGCAGAAGCUGGAGCGCAUGGAGACCAAGUGGAGGAACCAGGACGUCGUCCAGCCAGUCCUCAACCCAGAGCCGAACACUGUCAGCUACAGCCAGUCCAGCUUGAUCCACCUGGUGGGGCCUUCAGACUGUACCCUGCACAGCUUCGUGCAUGAAGGCGUGACCAUGAAGCUCACGGACGAGGUCGCCGGGAUCGUGGCUGCACGCCACUGCAAGACCAACCUCGUCACAGCUUCCGUGAACGCCAUUAAUUUUCACGACAAGAUCAGAAAAGGCUGCAUCAAGACCAUCUCGAGACGCAUGGCCUUCACGAGCAAUAAAUCCGUAGAGAUAGAGGUCUUGGUGGACGCCAACUCUGUUGCGGACAGCUCCCAGAAGCGCUACCGGGCCGCCAGUGUCUUCACCUAAGUGUCACUGAGCCAGGAGGGUGGGUCGCUGCCCAUGCCCCAGCGCUUGCCCCAGACCCAGGAUGAGAAGAAGCGCUUUGAAGCCUGACUUGGUGGCUCAAGUCUGUAAUCCCAGCACUUUGGGAGCCUGAGGCAGGCGAAUCAUCUGAGGUUGGAAGUUCAGACCAGCCUGCUCAACAUGGUGAAACCCCGUCUCUACUAAAAAUACAAAAAAUUGGCCGGGCGUGAUAGUGAUGGUGCACGCCUGUAAUCCCAGCUACUCAGGAGGCUGGGUCAGGAGAAUCUCUUGAACCCGGGAGGCGGAAGUUGCAGGGAGCACUCCAGCCUGGGCAACAGGAGCGAAACUCUGUCUC
Molecule: messenger RNA, 1373 nt
Organism: Mandrillus leucophaeus (drill)
Lineage: Eukaryota; Metazoa; Chordata; Mammalia; Primates; Cercopithecidae
Product: putative cytosolic acyl coenzyme A thioester hydrolase-like
Exons: 2
Coding region: 263-1021 (252 amino acids)
Biological process (GO): palmitic acid biosynthetic process; acyl-CoA metabolic process
Cellular component (GO): cytosol; extracellular exosome; nucleoplasm
Molecular function (GO): long-chain fatty acyl-CoA binding
Source: RefSeq, a predicted model, not a curated record